Molecule: messenger RNA, 1436 nt
Organism: Botrytis cinerea B05.10
Lineage: Eukaryota; Fungi; Ascomycota; Leotiomycetes; Helotiales; Sclerotiniaceae
Exons: 2
Coding region: 91-1329 (412 amino acids)
Source: RefSeq, a predicted model, not a curated record
GUGCACGACUACAACCUUUUUAAUUCGACUACCCACGACUAUCUCUGCGAUAAAUUUCACACAAUCCAGAACAGUUUGGUAAUCUUCACGAUGGUUUCCUCAACCUUUUCCGACAUGUUACAAUCUCCUUACCACCCCGAUCACAUCUUCGGUGACGAAGAUACAUGGUAUGAUGCGCCAGCCGACUUACCACAGCAAGAAAUCGAAGAAUAUUUUGAUGCUCUCGAGGACCAAAAUGUUCUUAUCGGCUGGGCUACCAACAGAUUUGUUAGCGAUCCAGAAUGGGGUUAUUGGCCUGUACUACCUACAGCCACUCUCCAUAACGAAAUCGUCGCUUUCAUCACUGAUGAAAAUCUCUGCAACGACGCUCCCGAAUAUAUUCAACUAGAGGUUAUAUGCGCAAAACUAUCCAACUUGCAUCAGCAUCAUGAGCGCGAUAUCCAGGCGGAAGACCACAUGAUUCGCAUGGCGCUUAAAAAACUCCAGGUUAUCAGAGAAACCUUGUACGAGCCGGACAAUAUCUAUACUGGCUCUGAUUACAAGAGAAAGAGAGAUCUGGUUGUGGAGAGAAUUGAUGAAUGUUCUCGGACAAAGGCUUGUCUUGAAAAUGAAUAUAUCGACACGGUAUCAAAGCUUGCGAAGAACGCGGAGGAAAUUUCGCAAAAGUGGAAGAAGGAAGGUAGAGAACGGAAAGCAGAAUUGUCCGAACAACAGAUGCGGGAAAACAACUCAGAUACACAAUGUCGUCUCCAGAAUGCAUUGGCAGAAAAGGCGCGACUAGAACGCGAAUUGAAUGAUCUCCAGGAGACUCUUGCGUUACUUGAGAGUGAAAUAAAUCAUUAUGAAGAAGGUUAUAACUAUCUUCGAAGAGUGAGAGACGGUACACUGGGAGAGCAUAAUCAGCGCAUGAAUCGUGCGAUCGAACAACGAGACAACGCAAAACUUCAAGUUCGAAAUCUCAAACACCAUCUCAAGACUCACCGCGAUGCGAUUAUCCUCGAAAGACGUCGACGAAACGUUGCGCGAAAGAGCUGCAGCACUUUGAUGAGAACCCUGGAUGUGGAAAUAAGAGAGUCGGAAUUGGUAAGGAGAGAACUUUCCGAGGCCAAAACUCGGGAACAUUAUUUGAAUCAUGAUAUUAGUCUGCUCAAAAAGAGAUUGAGUGAUCAGAGAACCUGGAGUGAUGAGCUGGAGAUGCACGGAAUGCAAGGAGAGGUCUUUAACAGAAUGGGUGGAACAUGGGAGCCUUCGGUUUAUAAGCGUAGACUUGAGGAGUACGAGGAUUGCGAGAGGGAAGAGAGAACAGCAAAGCGUGCGCGCCGCAAUUAGAAUUUUGUGAUUAAUGAUAGAUAUCGUUGAUGUAUUGACCCAAUGGCAGAUAGAUGUAAUAAUCGAGAAUAGCAUAUGAUAAAUUAUUUUUUGUCCCGUUGAUACCA